AUGGCCUUCAUCUUACUUAUCUUCCUAAGACUAUUCUUUCUUUUAAUCACUCAAGGAUCUCAAUUCACCUCCCAUAAUAUCACCUUAGGUUCCUCAUUGUCCCCAUACUCAAACCCUGCAUGGGUCUCGGCUUCAGGCCUUUUUGCAUUUGGUUUCUACCAGGAAGAUAAUGGUUUUAGGGUCGGAAUAUGGCUGGCAACCAAACCCGAAAUCAUAGUUGUUUGGACUGCAAACCGUGAUGACCCACUUGUCUCCUCAAACAGUACCAUUAAUCUCAUUACAAAUGGUUGGUUGCUUCUCCACACUAAUGGCGAAGAUAAAAACAUCACAACUCAGAGGGUUCCAGCAACCUCUGCUUCCAUGCAUGAUUCGGGAAAUUUCCUACUCUAUGAUGACUCUGGUGUUGCUAUAUGGGAAAGCUUUGAACACCCUUGUGAUACAGUAUUAGGAGGACAAGAACUAGCCACAUAUGAUCAUUUAGUCUCUAGUGUAUCCCCUUCCCAUCACAUGAGUGGAAACUUCGUUCUCAAUUUGCAAAAUAAUGGAAACCUUGUGGCUUACCCUCUAUAUGCUGGUUCCAGGCUCGAUGAUGAUUCAUACUGGUCUACUAAAACCUCUGACCUCGGUGGCUAUGUGUCCAUGUAUCUCAACCAUACUGGCUCUUUGAACAUGGUGAAAGAUGGUGUGACACAGAGGGUAUUAAAUCCAGUUAUACUGAGCUCAGGUUCGAGGAAGAGGAAUGAAAUCGUAAUCUUUCGUGCUACUCUCAGAUGGGAUGGUAACUUUGUUUUGUAUUCCCACAGAUUCAUAAGUAACUCGACUAGAAUGAUCAUGAAGAAGGAAUGGGAAGCAUUACAUGACCCAUGUGAAGCCAAAGGUAUAUGUGGUUCUAACAGUUACUGUGUUAGCAAUGGUGGCAAUUUUAGUUGCCAUUGCUUUCCUGGUUUCUUAGCUUUCAACGAGACAAGAAAUGGUAACUUUUACAGCUGUUAUAGGAACUUUACCGAUGAAGAAGCCUGCAACGGGAAACGGGAAGGGUUAAAACUUUCUUAUAAUAUUACUUCAUUGGAGAAUAUAAAGUUGCGAGAUCACUACUCUUACUCUGUAAUGAAUCUUAGCAAGGAAGCUUGUCGUCAAUCUUGCUUGGAUGAUUGCAAUUGUUGGGCAAGUCUGCAUGCAAAUGCUUUUAGUUGCAAAAUGCUAAAAGUUCCGAUCAUUUAUGCAGUGCGUAAUAAAAGCAUAUUAUCCACUGUCUUUAUAAAAACCAGUUUCCCAUAUGAUCCUCCUGAAUACCCCUUGAGAAACGAAACCAAAAAACUUGUUUACAUUCUAGCCAUUACACUUGGCUGCCUAGCUUUUAUGUGUACGAUAAUGGCAUUCUUUUCUUUCUUUUUCUAUAGAGUGCAUGCUCAUAAUAGCUUCGAAAGUAUAUCAGGAAAUACUGAUCAUUUAGAAGUUUUCAGAGAUCAAUUUAGGCUACGAGCAUUCUCAUACGACGAUCUUCAUAAAGCCACAGAUGGUUUUAAGGAAAUGAUAGGAAGAAAUUCUUACAAAGGGUUUAUUUCCGAGGGCAAGAAGGCUGUUAUUGUGAAGAGACUGGAAAGGUUGUUUGAAGGAGAAGGGUGGUUUCGAGAAGAAAUAACUGCUAUUGCACAAACCCAUCAUCGGAACUUGGUUGGCUUACUGGGUUUCUGCAUACAGGGAUCUACAAAGCUACUUGUGUACGAGUUUAUGAUCAAUGGUUCACUGGAAGAUCUUCUCUUCAACGCUGAAACACCACCUGGUUGGGAAGAACGUGUGAGAGUGACGCUGGAUGUAGCGAGAGGAAUCUUGUAUCUUCAUGAAGAGUGUGAGGCUCCUAUAAUACACUGCAAUAUAACGCCUCGUAAUAUUCUUUUUGACGAGUUUUGGACUGCUAAGAUCUCUGAUUUUGGGUUAUCAUCAAAACUAUGGAGGUCAAAUCAGAGGGGAAGUAAGGUGGAUAUCUACAGCUUUGGGGUUGUGCUUUUGAAGAUUUUGUGUUGCAGAAAUGAUAUGGAGAUUGACGUUCUUACUACUUGGGUUUACAAUUGUUUUGUAAAUAAAGAUUGGAAUAGGUUGAUUGAAGAUGACGAAGUAGAUGUCUGGAUGUUGGAGAAGAUGGUGAAAGUUGGAUUGUUGUGCAUUCAAAAUGAACCAGAUUCAAGGCCUUCGAUCAAAAAUGUUAUCUUGAUGUUGGAAGGAACUACUGAUAUACCAAUACCUCCGUCACCAACUCCUCCUUUGAUUUAG
Molecule: messenger RNA, 2271 nt
Organism: Lactuca sativa (garden lettuce)
Lineage: Eukaryota; Viridiplantae; Streptophyta; Magnoliopsida; Asterales; Asteraceae
Product: G-type lectin S-receptor-like serine/threonine-protein kinase LECRK2
Biological process (GO): protein phosphorylation
Molecular function (GO): ATP binding; protein serine/threonine kinase activity
Source: RefSeq, a predicted model, not a curated record